AUGGACACCACCCUGAGUAUAAUCAAUAGUUCAAGGUUUCAAGUGUCUGAGUUCAUCCUGAUGGGGUUCCCAGGCAUUCAUGAGUGGCAGCACUGGCUCUCCCUGCCCCUGGCUCUCCUCUAUGUCUUAGCUCUUGGUGCCAAUUUCCUCAUCUUGAUCACCAUCCAAUGUGAGCCUUCUCUGCACCAGCCCACGUACCAUUUCCUUGGUAUCCUGUCUGUGGUGAACAUUGGCCUGGCCACCACCAUCAUGCCCAAGAUCCUGGCAAUCUUCUGGUUUGAUGCCAAAGUCAUCAGCUUUCCUCAGUGUCUUGCUCAGAUGUAUGCUAUCAACUCUUUUAUGAGCAUAGAGUCAGCCAUUUUUCUCUGCAUGGCUGUGGAUAGAUACGUAGCUAUUUGCUAUCCCCUUCAGUACACCUCCAUCAAAGUCAAUAUCUGUAUACUCAAAAAUGCUCUGUUGACCAUCCCACUGCCUAUAUUGGCUACCCAGUGACACUACUGCUCCAAAAAUGAGAUUGAUAAUUGUCUGUGCUCUAACUUGGGUGUCAUCAGUCUUGCCUGUGAUGACAUUACCAUUAAUCGGUUUUAUCAUUGGGUUAUAGUUGGAAGUGACAUGGGUUUGGUCUUUACUUCUUAUGCUUUGAUUAUUUGCUCAGUGAUGAGGUUGAACUCUGCUGAAGCAACAUGUAAGGCCCUGAAUACCGGCAGCUCCCAUCUCAUCCUCCAUCUCUUUUUCUACACAGCAAUUGUUGUACUAUCUGUCGCCCAUCUGGCUAGAGAAAGGUUUCUCUUUAUCCCUAUUCUCCUCAAUGUGCUGCACAGUGUCAUUCCCCCAGCCUUGAACCCUAUGGUAUAUGCUCUUAGGACCCAGGAGCUGAGGGUCGGCUUCCAGAGGCUACUGGGUUUGGAUGAGAAUGAGUCCAGGAAGUGA
This is a messenger RNA of Artibeus jamaicensis (Jamaican fruit-eating bat), 930 nucleotides long. RefSeq names its product olfactory receptor 688-like. The record is from RefSeq and is a predicted model, not a curated record. Gene Ontology annotation, biological process: G protein-coupled receptor signaling pathway. NCBI's taxonomy places the organism in Eukaryota, Metazoa, Chordata, Mammalia, Chiroptera, Phyllostomidae. Gene Ontology annotation, molecular function: G protein-coupled receptor activity; olfactory receptor activity. Gene Ontology annotation, cellular component: membrane.